UUGUCCACAGGACGACAACUUACUAUCUUCAACAGCCAAACUACUAUACAGAUUGGAGGCUGGGAACCAGAUCGAAGUCGAUCCUUUCAGGGCCAGCUCUCUGGCCUCUACUAUAAUGGCUUAAAGGUGUUCAACAUGGCUGCUGAAGGGGAUCCAAACAUAAAGAUCCAGGGCAGUGUGCGUCUUGUUGGAGAGUCACCCUCCUCUAUCACACCACAGUCGAGCACCACAGCCAAUCGCUCAGAGACAUCCACGUCCAUCAUGGAAAUGACCACCACCACAGCAUCCAGCAGGAGAGUCAAGCAGACCACUACACCAAGAGAGCCUCAACAGACAACUGACGACUUGCUGGUGGCUUCAGCCGAGUGUCCGAGCGAUGAUGAGGACAUUGAUUCCUGUGAGCCGAGCUCAGCCAAUCCCACAGGUUCUGGGCCGAAGGGUCACCCAGGCACAUCAGAGGUCUUCCGGGAGUCCAGCAGCACUACGGGGAUGGUGGUUGGCAUCGUAGCAGCAGCUGCUCUGUGUAUUUUAAUCUUGCUUUAUGCAAUGUACAAAUAUCGAAACAGAGAUGAAGGUUCGUACCACGUAGAUGAGAGCCGCAACUACAUCAGCAACUCAGCACAAUCCAAUGGCACUAUAGUCAAAGAGAAACCUGUCAACACCACAAAGACCUCAAACAAGAACAAGAACAAUAAGGAUAAGGAGUACUAUGUGUGA
Molecule: messenger RNA, 717 nt
Organism: Menidia menidia (Atlantic silverside)
Lineage: Eukaryota; Metazoa; Chordata; Actinopteri; Atheriniformes; Atherinopsidae
Source: the annotation of a GenBank genome assembly